AUGGCUCCCUGGCGGCGCGCAAAGAAGAUCAAGGAUACUACCAUCCACAACGCUGUAUUUGCAAAGGACAUCAACGCCUUAAAGCACCUCCUCACUCGCAAGAGCGUCAAUGUCAACGCCGUGAACGCUAAGGGCGCGACAGCCUUGCACGUUGCCGUCGUUCUGGAAGAUUUGGACGCACUGAGAGCGCUGCUCGCGCACCCCGAUAUCGACCCCAACGCUCAGGAGCCCAACGGCAAAACCGCUCUGCAUCUUGCCGUCUCUGCCGGAAGCCCGUCCGCUAUCGAGGCUCUCCUUGAGCAUCCCCGCACAAAUGUCAAUCUGGCAGACCGGGCCGGCCGAUCACCGCUU
This is a messenger RNA of Chaetomium strumarium, 351 nucleotides long. RefSeq names its product ankyrin repeat-containing domain protein. The annotation marks the transcript as partial. The transcript has a single exon. NCBI's taxonomy places the organism in Eukaryota, Fungi, Ascomycota, Sordariomycetes, Sordariales, Chaetomiaceae. The record is from RefSeq and is a predicted model, not a curated record. Gene Ontology annotation, molecular function: protein binding.